CUGAGCUGCCCCGCGCCUGCGCCCUCGCCCGGCCCCCGGCCCCCGGCCCCCGGCCCCGUCCUCGGCGCCCGCCCCGGCCCGGCCCGCCGCAGCGCCGUCCCUCCGACGCCAUGUCGCACAGCGGGACCCCCGGGCUGCAGGAGGAGAACUUGCAGGGCUCCUGGGUAGAGCUGCACUUCAGCAACAACGGGAACGGGAGCAGCGUUCCAGCCUCCGCUUCUAUUUAUAACGGUGACCUGGAAAAAAUACUGCUGGAUGCCCAGCAUGAAUCUGGACGGAGUAGCUCCAAGAGUUCUCACUGUGACAGCCCUCCGCGCUCACAGACCCCGCAGGAUACGACCCGAGCUUCGGAAGUAGACACCCACAGCAUCGGAGAGAAAAACAGCUCCCAGUCUGAGGAAGAUUAUAUCGAGAGAAGGAAAGAAGUUGAGAGCAUCUUGAAGAAGAACUCAGACUGGAUUUGGGAUUGGUCAAGUCGGCCAGAAAACAUCCCCCCCAAGGAGCUCCUGUUCAAGCACCCGAAGCGCACGGCCACGCUCAGCAUGCGGAACACGAGUGUGAUGAAGAAGGGGGGCAUCUUCUCGGCGGAGUUCCUGAAGGUCUUCCUCCCAUCCCUGCUGCUGUCUCACCUGCUGGCCAUCGGGUUGGGGAUCUACAUUGGAAGGCGCCUGACAACUUCCACCAGCACCUUCUGAUGAAGAGUCGGAACCUGGCUUUUUUCCUAUAGCGGGGAUUUUGGUUGGAGGCGGCGGCAGCACCAACACAGAGCGGUCUCGGUCCGUGGGUAGCUGCGCCACUUGUUUGGUCUGUUUGUUCUUAAAUGCUGCGUUGCUAAUUUAGUAGAAAGAAAAGACAAAGACCACGCUAACCUGUAAUCAUACGAUGGGAUCAACUACUAAGCAUGUCAUACUGAUUAACAUCUAAUAAUUUGGUAGUAAAUUUUGUUUGGCUAUUAUAAAUAUCGAAGUAUAAAUAAUUUUAACACACUAGAUACAACACAUGUAGUAUUUUAACAGAAAUUACCUGUCACCAGUUAUUCAGUUAAAAUACUUUAUAUUUGAAAAGAAUGAAUAAUGUUUAUUAAAAUGACUACAUAAGGGGUUUAUCCCAAAUGAAUAUUGUGGCCUUAUAUUCACACUGUUAGAGGAAACACUACAUUUAAGUGGGUGCAGGUUGUCUUUACUAAAGACAACACUGGACUCUGCUGUUCCUGGUUACGCAGCGGAAUCCGAGGAGCAGAUACAGACCCCACUGUACGGUUCGGACACUUAGCAGCCGUCUGGGCAGUCCGUCUCCUGUCCCGGGCGCCUGCUGAGGAUCCUAACUAACUCAUCACUCUGGAUUGCUGAAUUUAGUCUACUCUUUGUGUUUGGUUUUUGUGUGCUCUUAGAAUCAGCUUCAUUCUAAGCAAACCUGUGUCUACUUCAAAAGACUGGAAAUAGAAAAAAAAUAAAUCUUUGCCAAAUCCUUCA
Molecule: messenger RNA, 1472 nt
Organism: Nyctereutes procyonoides (raccoon dog)
Lineage: Eukaryota; Metazoa; Chordata; Mammalia; Carnivora; Canidae
Gene: BNIP3
Product: BCL2 interacting protein 3
Exons: 6
Coding region: 111-695 (194 amino acids)
Biological process (GO): mitochondrial outer membrane permeabilization; positive regulation of apoptotic process
Cellular component (GO): mitochondrial envelope; mitochondrial outer membrane; nucleus
Source: RefSeq, a predicted model, not a curated record